Messenger RNA from Myxocyprinus asiaticus (Chinese sucker), 1153 nucleotides. RefSeq lists its product as uncharacterized. The record is from RefSeq and is a predicted model, not a curated record. NCBI's taxonomy places the organism in Eukaryota, Metazoa, Chordata, Actinopteri, Cypriniformes, Catostomidae. The transcript has 5 exons. Bases 174 to 791 code for a protein of 205 amino acids.
UUGAUGUAUGGCAAAAUGACUCAAAUGAGAGGUUAGGGUUGACUGUAGUAAUUCUCCAACCAUUUAUGAAACCCGCAUAAAGACUUUCCUCAGAAAAUAUGAAUCUAAUGACCAGUGGAAAAGAACCAACUUCAGAGGAAGUGUGAGCGUAACGCAUUUCAUCAUUUUCGAAGAUGAUGAUGAUACAUUUGAUAGUGUGGGUGUUUACCCUUAGUGUAGUAGUUGCUGAAGACAAGCCUUUGUUAAUCACAGCAGACUGCAGAGAUCACAUCAUUUUGCCUUGUGCUGCCUUUAAAAACAGUCAAAGCUACACCUCUGUUACUUGGUACAAGAUCUACAAUAAAACCUGUUCGUCAAUCCUCAUUCAGGAAAAAAGUGUUGGCACACGAACUAAGUACAACAAUUCUGUGUCACUGGGUAAAAAUGCAUCUUUGAUCUUAAGGAAAGUUGCACCUGCAAAUGCUGGGACCUAUAAGUGUUUCUUAAGAGCGAAGGUCGGAGGGAUAAACAACCACUCUUUGCUUACACUGAAUAUCUCAGGUAUUAAUUGUUUUGACUCUGUGAUUGUCUCCCUAGAUUGUAUGUCAGCAGUUUCACCCACCUUUGAUUUCUUCACCAAGUUUAUUAAUGGGUCAUCGGAGAACAUUAGCAUGACUUAUGUGAGUAUGGAUGCAGGGCUAUCAACCCUUUGGGCCUCUGUAGGACUGGCUUUGAGUAAAGUUCUCCUCAGUGCUGUGUGUAUAUGGGUCUUUAAGGAGCUCAGAGAACUUAGGAAAAGAAGACAGACAUAAGACAUCUUAAUGUCUAUCAUCACCAUUGUUUGCAGUAUUUAUUCAUCACAGCAUUCAUAUGGACAUUCCUUACAGGCAGAGGAAAUUCUGCAAAACUUAUUAUAAAAGAAUAUUGUUUGGUUGAGUAAUUUAUUUUGUGAAUAUAUUGAUCUGUGAAUUUGUGAAUAAUAUGUAUUUUUACUGUAAUUAGGAAACUUAUGCUUUAUAUCCUUUAAGAGUAAAUUGGAUCCUAAUACACUGUAAAAUGAUCAACUCUUCAUUCCAGAUUCUUGUACCUACUUGCAGUAUUUAAAUACAUUAUUUUACAUGCUAUAUUUCCAUAAUGUGAGAUGGCCAGGAAGAUACAUUUUAUUAAUAAAAGU